Molecule: messenger RNA, 303 nt
Organism: Linum tenue
Lineage: Eukaryota; Viridiplantae; Streptophyta; Magnoliopsida; Malpighiales; Linaceae
Source: the annotation of a GenBank genome assembly
AUGGUGAAGGGGAUCAUUGUGGAUGGCAACUGCAAAAAUGGAGGAUAUGACGCUCUCGAGAAGAUGUUGGAACAAAAGGUACCUGACUGUGGGAUGAGGGCAAAGCCCAAUAUUGAAGGACGAUACAAGGGUUUGAAGAAAAAGUGGCAUGCUAUCACAUUUAUGAGGAAUCAAAGUGGAUGGGGGUGGGAUGAGGCCAAUAAAUGCGUCAUAUGUCCUGAUGAGAAGUGGGACAAUUUUGAAGAGGUAUGUAUACUCCCUAGCCUUUUACUUUCUGUUUGGUGCUACUUUGUGGAAUUUUAG